AUGACUGGACCAACACGAGAGAAUGGUUUGAUUCAAUGGUAUACGAUUUGUCAAGUGAUGGAUGUGGAAUUGAUCCAAUUAGGAAUCCCUGAACGAUUUGCCACCCUUGUACGUGAUGAGUUUAUUGUUAACUUUGUCUAUGAUGGAUUAGUAGUUGAACGUCCAUACAAUUGGAUUGAAGCUUCAUCAAAUCUUUUCAAUGGAAUGGCUGUAUCAAGUGUUGACUGGGAAACAGUAGUUUCUAACUGGUCAGGUGUCAUCCGUCUAUGGGCUGUACGUGGAUAUGGUCGUCAAUACUUUGAGAACAACGAGAGAGAAGAAGAAGACUAA
Molecule: messenger RNA, 330 nt
Organism: Auanema sp. JU1783
Lineage: Eukaryota; Metazoa; Nematoda; Chromadorea; Rhabditida; Rhabditidae
Source: the annotation of a GenBank genome assembly